GAUUGAUUUGAAAUAAUGCACUGCGACAUUCCAAUGGGAUGAUAGUUUGAUUAAAAAUUAAAUACUUAAACUAUAUUUUAUGAGACAAAAAUAUAACAUUUAGCAGCAAUUUCGUUCUAGAACAGUUGAACUUAAAUGUUUACCAAUUUCGUACACUCUUCGAGGGGAAGUAAAUUCAAGUAAUUAAAUUUCAACAACAAAAUGUCACUUCUUCAUAAACAAGCUUUAAAACAGCGAGUUGGUGGUUUGCCACCAAUGCCACCGCCAGGUGUUGGGGGUGCAAAGAAAAUGCCUGGACUUGGUAGACAAAGAGACUAUACACCAGUUUACUGGGACAAAUAUUUCGAGCAUAUGCAUGAUGUGAAAGUUGGAGAAAAUAUAUUUCGUGUAUAUGAGUGUGGAACAGAAGGCCCUGUUCUUCUAUUCCUGCAUGGAGGAGGUUUCUCUGCCCUUUCAUGGGCAGCUCUGUCGAGCGCUGUGUCCCACUUGGUGAAGUGUCGAUGUGCUGCCAUUGAUCUUAGGGGACAUGGUGACAGUGUCUCUACAGAUGAAACAAACCUUUCUGCUGAAGUAAUGUCCAGUGAUGUUGGUGGAGUGGUACGUGAGCUAUUUGGAGAGGAACCACCACCCAUUGUCCUGGUGGGACAUAGUAUGGGAGGAGCGAUAGCUGUGCACACAGCAGUGGGAGGUAUGAUCCCCUCGCUGGCGGGACUUAUCGUGAUUGACGUCGUAGAGGGCACUGCUCUGGAGGCUCUCACGAGUAUGCAGUCCUUCCUGAGGGGCAGACCCAAGGUGUUCAAGUCCAUGGAACACGCUAUCGAGUGGUGUGUGCGGAGUGGUCAGGUGAGAAACCUGGAUUCUGCCAAGGUGUCCAUGGUUGGCCAGAUGAAAAGGGUGGAUACUAAUGAGACAGCCUCCUCAGAACUGGACCAUCAGCAUCAUGCAGACCCCAACGAGGCCCCUGCCACACACACCCCUUCUGUCCCUGAAACUUUGCACAAAACUACACAUGUUGAUGCUAUUAUGGAGGAGGAAGAACCGGAGGAGGAGGAGGAGGAAAAUGAAAUUCAAAGUUCAAAGCCAGCCUAUCAUGAUGUGUUGGAUGGUCAUGCUGCUGUUCACCAUUCGCCAUCAGCCAAUCAGACAGUGGCAGAAGGUCAAAGGUCCCAACAAUCGGACAACAAGAACAAAGGUCAUAGUGCAGCAGAGUUCAAAGUUCCAGAGCCUCAGCCCCACCAGUACACCUGGCGUAUAGACCUGUCUCAGACAGAGCCCUUCUGGAGGGGGUGGUUUGAGGGCCUCUCCAGCAAAUUCCUCUCAUGUGAAGUGCCCAAGAUGUUGCUCCUAGCAGGUGUAGACAGGCUAGACAAAGACCUAACCAUUGGGCAGAUGCAAGGCAAAUUCCAAAUGCAAGUUCUUCCCAAGAGUGGCCAUGCAGUACAUGAGGAUGUGCCAGAACAGGUGGCGGAAGCGCUGGCUACGUUUCUGACCAGAUACAAAAUGGCUCAGGCAACUGCAAACUUUGAACCUAUGUUCCCAGGCUGUUGAGAAGUGACAGAAAAUCCUGAAGUCUUGUCUGAAGCUUUGGUUCCCGCAUAUGGCGUACAACCCAUUUUUGCAUGAGGUUGUUGAAAGUAUAUGCACAGAGUGCUUAGUUAAAACCAUUUGGCGGUUGUGUCUUACAGUUGUCCAUAAAUCGAGUUUGUUACAUGCACAAGCCUUGCUUGAACACAAUGUUUUGUGCUAUUUGUACUUAUAUAUAAGUAUAAGAAAUGUUGUUUGUUCCAGUUGAUAUUUAUUGCAUUUUUUGGGAAAGCUGAGCACAUAUUUUACAUUUGGAGAUAGGUAUGUUACUAUUUAUUGUUUCAUUUUUCAUGCUUAACAGAUCUUGAAUAUUUUUCAAAAAUCACUGUAAAAAUGUGUUCAAUUAAUAAGAUAACUAAUUGAGCAUAAUAAAGCAAUAUGAAUGAAUCUUAGUUUUAUAAUCUUUUCUCUCAGCUGACCAAGGAAUUGUUGUGCAGGAUUUCAAUAAUGAACUAUAUUAUUUCAGUAUUAUAUUUUAUUGUACUACUUUAUUUAUUGUUUAUUAUCAUAUUUUAACAAAGGUAAUUCCUGGCCUUUGUGAGUAAUACUGUUUUAAGGCAAUUUACUCAAUUACUGAAUAAAAUUUUAACUAUGUGAUUUAAUAUAAAAAAUACACGUGAGUUAACAUGUUCUUGAUUUAACAAAAUUUUCUGGUACAGAUGUCCAAACCUUUCUGUCCCUCCUGAUCAAGUUAAAAACCCUUUAUUUCACAAAUAUCUGUAUUCAAAAUAGGAGAUUUGAUUGAAGUGCAAUAAGCAUGCUGCAGCUGUCACAUUGAUCACAAUGACAUGUACUAACUUUCAUUUGACAUGCUUACAACUGUUUUUAACAACUAAAUAUAGCAUCACUCAAAUUAAAAAGCAUGGAUUACAACAAAGGGAUAAUCCAGAAGUAUAAAUCCAACAAACUGUGAACAAGCGUAUCAUUAUAAGUCAAUUACUCAAUGCAAGUGUUAAAAUAGGAACUUUAUAAUAUGCCUGUUUGUUUCUUAGGAUUAAAUGAAUCACACAACUUAAGAAGGUAAAAAUCUGCCCUUGUUAUGAUUCUAAUACCAAAGUGUUAAUAAUUUUAAUUAUGAUAAUUGUAAUAAUUCUUAACAAUUAGGGGAAACAAUUUCUGUUUUAAUUAUGCACUCUGUUUAUGGUGUAAAAAUCAAAUAUUUUACUGAAUAAUUGAAUUGUAUACUCUAUGUAUUCAAAGAUCUAUCAAUGAACAUAUAGAUCUUUGGUAUUUUGUAUAACAGAAAAUAACCAUUUGAAUGGUACAGUUUGUUCCAAAUCAUUACGUAAUAGCUAACAGUUUAAACGUGCCAUAGUUUUCUGUGAAGUGAACCUCUGAUUAGACUUCAUGUGCAACACUUUAGCAGGGUAAUUGUUAUCAGUUUGACGUGCAACAAUUUGUGUUAGUUGGGGCCUAAUCAAAUAAAGUGUACUAAUAUGGUUAAAGCGAAACUUUGUUAACGUCAAAGGUCACAUUUAUUUCACAAUCACGAAACUUGCUCAUAGAAUUUGUCUUAAUGAUAUCUCAACUGAGUUAAAAAGAUCUGGUCCAUUAAAAAAUGUUGCUGACAGGGGAGUAAGUAUGGUCCCUUGGGGUCUGAGGUGAGGGUCCAAGGUCCGUUGGGCCUUUUUUUAGCUCACCUGAUUGCUCAGAUGAGCUUUUGUGACCGGUCUUUGUCAGUCGUCUUUCCGUCCGUCCGUCCACAUUUGUUUGUAAACACUCAAGAGGCCACAUUUAUUGUCAGAUCUUCAUGAAACUUGGUCAGGAGCUUAGUCCCAAUGAAAUCUCAGUCGAGUUCGAAACUGGGUCGUGCCGGGUCAAAAACUAGGUCGCUAGGUCAAAAAAAAAGAAAAAAAUUGUAAGAACUGUUGAAGUCACAUUACAUGCCCAACUGCAUGUAACUUUGUCAAAAUGUUUGUCUUAAUGAUAUGUUGGUUGAGUUCAAAAGUGGUACCGGUCCGUUGAAAAACAUGGCCGCCAGUGGGCGGGGCAGUUUUCCUUAUUUGUCUAGAGAAAAACCUUGUAAACACUCUAGAAGUCACAAUUUUUUCCCAAUAAUCAUGAAAGUUGGUCAAAACAUUGGUUUUAUUGAUAUCUCGGACGAGUUUGAAAAUGGUCCAGAUAGGUGAAAAAACAAGGCCGCCAGUGGGCGGGGCAUUUUUCUCUAUUUGUAUAUAGUGAAAAGAUGUGAACACUCUAGAAAUCACAUUUUGGCCCAAUUUUAAUGAACUUUGGUCAGAACAUUUGUUUCCUUGAUAUGAGAGUUAAGUUCGAAAAUGGUUCCAGUCAGUUGAAUAACAUGGCUGCCGGGGGGGGGGGGGGGGCAGUUUUCCUUAUUUUGCUAUAGAGAAACCUUGUAAACACUCUAGAAGUCACAAUUUUUGCCCAAUCAUCAUGAAAGUUUGUCAAAACAUUGGUUUUAUUGAUAUCUCGGACGAGUUCGAAAAUUGUCCAGAUCAGUGAAAAAACAUGGCCGCCAGUGGGUGGGGAAUUUUUCUCUAUAUGUAUAUAGCGAAAAGAUGUGAACACUCUAGAAGUCACAUUUUUGCCCAAUUUUCAUGAAAUUUGGUCAGGACAUUUGUUGAAAAACGGUUCCGGUCAGUUGAAUAACAUGGUUGCCUGGGGGGAGGGGCAGUUUACCUUAUUUGGCUAUAGAGAAACCCUGUAAACACUCUAGAAGUCACAAUUGUUGCCCAAUCAUCAUGAAAGUUGGUCAAAACAUUGGUUUAAUUGAUAUCUCUGACGAGUUUGAAAAUGGUCCAGAUCGGUGAAAAAACAUGGCCGCCAGUGGGCGGGGCUUUUUUCUCUAUAUGUAUAUAGUGAAAAGAUGUGAACACUCUAGAAGUCACAUUGUUGGCCCAAUUUUUAUGAAAUUUGGUCAGACCAUUUGUUUCCUUGAUAUGAGAGUUGAGUUCGAAAAUGGUUCCGUUCAGUUGAAUAACAUGGCUGCCGGGGGUUGCAGUUUUCCGUAUUUUGCUAUAGAGAAACCUUGUAAACACUCUAGAAGUCACAAUUUUUGCCCAAUCAUCAUGAAAGUUCGUGGAAACAUUGGUUUAAUUGAUAUCUCGGACAAGUUCGAAAAUGGUCCAGAUCGGUGAAAAAACAUGGCCGCCAGUGGGUGGGGCAUUUUUCUCUAUAUGUAUAUAGUGAAAACAUGUGUACACUCUAGAAGUCACAUUUUUGGCACAAUUUUCAUGAAAUUUGGUCAGAAUAUUUGUUUCCUUGAUAUGAGAGUUGAGUUCAAAAAUGUUUACGGUCAGUUGAAUAACAUGGCUGCUGGGGGGGGGGGGGGCAGUUUUCUUAUAAUUAUACAUAGUAAAAAAAAAGCGUGUGAACACUCUAGAAGUCUAUUUUUUUGCCCAAUCAUCAUGAAACUUGUUGAAAAGAUUGGUUUUAUAUAUAUCACAUAAUUAAUGCCAUAAUUAAUGCCUUUAGAUUCUCCAAAUUUUCAUUAUAUUAUACAAAAUCCUUGUAAACACUCUAGAGGUCACAAUUUUGUUUCAGAUUUUAUGAAUCUUGGUCAUAAUAUUUAUUUUUGUAAGCAAAGUUUGAUGUUUGGUAAGGGGGGUCGACUCAAAAUAUAGGUCACCAGGUGAAAUUUUACAAAAACAAAAACACUCCAUAUGCCAGAGUUUUGGUUCAAUAAUGAUGAAACUUGACCAGGAUAUUUGUCUGGACCAUAUCUAGGUCAAGUUUGACGUUUGGUAAAGAUUGAAUGAACCGACUCCUCUCAGGUGAGCGAACUAGGGCCAUCUUGGCCCUCUUGUUUAUUGUGGUUUUGGAGAUUUGCACUGAUGAUGUGUUAUCAUAUUUUUAAUUUGACAAACAUAAAACUUGUUUGUUCAUUGUUGAAUGAAAAUAACACAAACGUUUUAAGCAAGUUAGAUUAUGUUUUAGUGAAAACUACAAAUAUUGUUGUUAAAUCAUAUUACUUUUUGUUUAUAAUAUUAUUUGCGUGUGUUUUACUGAGUUCACAAAAAUCAUACAAGUCACAGUCUUCAUACGCAUGCAAUCACAUUUUUACUAUGAUGUUUGUAUAUAUUUUAACAAUAGUUGCAUAAUUCAAGGUCCGGUUUGAUGCAUUCAUUGUUGUAUACGCAACCGUUGUGUGCAUUUUGUUGUUGUAUAUCAAAUGUUUGCUUCCAGAAGUUGAAAAUCUUCUUAGCUUACAAUAUUUUGCUGUGUAAAUAAAAGCACAUAUUUGAUACAGAAAUGCCUUUUUAAAAGGCAAAAAUAAAAUUUCCCCUUGUUGA
This is a messenger RNA of Dreissena polymorpha, 5837 nucleotides long. Its product is annotated as protein phosphatase methylesterase 1-like. The coding region runs from base 202 to 1548 and encodes 448 amino acids. The record is from RefSeq and is a predicted model, not a curated record. The transcript is spliced from 14 exons. Gene Ontology annotation, molecular function: protein methylesterase activity. Gene Ontology annotation, biological process: protein demethylation. NCBI's taxonomy places the organism in Eukaryota, Metazoa, Mollusca, Bivalvia, Myida, Dreissenidae.